AUGUCAAUUCCAUGGAAACUAUACCUUACUUGUUGGUUUCUUGGGGCUUCCGUCCAAAGUGCUGUGUUUUUUAGCUUCAAUGCUGUAGAUUAUUUCAAUUUUUUCUUUCCUGAGAACUACAAACCAGAAGUCUACAUUGGUGUGACCGUGGGAGUAGGAGCGACACUGGGUGCGAUCUUAACAGUGACAUUCCAACCCAAAUCAACUCACUUGACAGUACUGCUCAUCACACAGAUCAUCUCAGCGCUUUUACUGGUCGCAGAAGUGGUUAUUGUCCCUCUUGACCACGGCGUAAUAUCGACACCUGCACGGUUUGGAGUUAUCCUCGCUGUGAUAUUAGCAGCAACAGUUGUUCAAAAUGUCGGCGGAGGUGCGCUGUACAGUUUUGUUGGAAAGCAUUUCCCGAAAUUUGGCAUCCACGCUGCUCAGUCUGGUGGUGUCUGCGCAUUCGCAGCAACUUUUGUGAUCCGUUGUAUUUCCAAGGGCUCGUUUGAGCACCUCAAAGACAGGGAUCGUGGUUUUCGUCUCAGUGGUUUCCUGUUUGUCGCUUUGGUGGACCUUAUCAUUCUCGUAGCGUGCUGUUUACUCCCUAUACUGCGUACACACGUGAAAGCUGUUAUCGAGGGACCGUUGAACGCCAUGGAAACCACCCCACUGUUAAGGAGCACUGAAUUCACACACACUUCACGUACAGUGGUCAUGCGAAAAAACUGGGCGGUCCUCACUACAAUUUGCCUAACGCUUGUCAUAUCCAAUUCCUUGUUUCCUGGCAUCACAUCGCAGUUUCACGGGAACUACAACUGCUCGCGUUCAAGGCAACAUGCUUAUGGCAUAUCUUCAGCCAACACACUCGACACGACAGAAACUGCGCCAACCACCAACCCUGAUCCGAAGUUAAGUGACAAGACUGGAUGGUUUGUAGUAAUCCUGUUCGGCUGUUAUUCAGUGGCAGAUGCAAUAGGCAAAAAUUUACCUAUAUUUGGAAUAAUCUAUAACAAACUUUCAAUCCUUUGCAAUUGCCUAGUUCAACUAGUCAUAGCCAUACCAAUCUUGCUAAUCUAUUUUAAGCCAUGCAACGUCGGACUGCAAGCUGACUGGGUCGCUUAUCUCACAGUCGGUCUUCUGGGGCUUAUCAAUGGUUAUGGUUUGUGUGCUGCAAUGAUGCUCCUCUCACCUGGGAAACCAGAAAAUAAGCACGAGGAAGGCCUGGCAACCAGUAUUGGGUACAUGUUCCUGCAAAUGGGAAUUCUGUUGGGUAUGGGUACAUCGGUGUUCCUUGUUGACUACGUUUUUGAAAUAACUAGACAUUAAGAGGCCUCCAAAUAAACAUAAAUGCGACAACAGUAGCUAUGUACUAGGCAUUUAAUAACCAGUUUCUAUUUACUUCGUAUCUGUAGUGAGAAGACGUUCGAGAAGAUUUUUGAUCCCAGUUUCCUUUAUGCCCUCUAACCCUGAGCCUCAUUUGAGGACGUAAGAAACUUAACACGACAAGAAACUGGAGAAAAAAUGAGUUCGCCCUCGACGAGUUUAGAUAGUCCAUGUAUAGUUGAAACAUCUUUCGCAUGUUUGGAGUAGCAAGACACAACAUUUUCAAGGGCAACUAGAUAGGCAUUAAAUUCUGUUUAAUGAGAACAUCAUGAGACAUUGUUUGUGAUACAUCAACAAAUACGAAUUAAAGAAAACUUAACAGAUUAAUGUUGUAGCAGGUUUUCGUUAGCAACGGUAGUGGGUUGUGGUGUGUGCAAAGGUGUCUACAAAAUUCUUAUUUUAAUUUGCAAGACUUAACUUUUUUAGCCACCGAAAAACCUAACCUCAAGGAAAAAAUAAGAACGCUUAGUUUAUACUUGUAUCGAGAAAAAAACGUAGCCUAA
Porites evermanni is the source of this 1871-nucleotide messenger RNA. Lineage: Eukaryota; Metazoa; Cnidaria; Anthozoa; Scleractinia; Poritidae. The record is from the annotation of a GenBank genome assembly.